AUGGGUUGCUUGCGAACAGUCGGCGCGUCCUACGACUCUGACAUCGGCGGACGCCUGCUGGUGUCCCCAAACAUCCCGAACCGUCGCCUUUACCGAUUCCUCCAUCCUCCAAAAUGUCGUACAGCUUCCAACAGCUCUGGGAGGGAGUGUCAUCUGGCAGCCUGGCUAUGUCCCGAUCCCAACGCAGCCGAACACAACCCCGACGCCGACUUCACCCGCCUCAACGACCGCUCAACCCACCACGCCGACGGCAUCAAGCACGGCAUCGCAACCCACAGCGACCGAGGCGUCUUCAGUGAGCGAUACCACGGGGAUGACGACGAGCACGAAGAUUGGUCUUGGUGUAGGGAUCGCGGAUACCGGCUCGCCGUCCGCGGAGUGCUUUACGGGUUCGGUCGAGACAGCUGGGAAGCACAUGAAUUCUACUCUGAGGGCUCCUUUGUGCUUUUCGCUAGCGACCUCCUCUACAAGUAA
This is a messenger RNA of Colletotrichum orchidophilum, 474 nucleotides long. Its product is annotated as plasma membrane iron permease. Bases 1 to 474 code for a protein of 157 amino acids. The transcript is spliced from 2 exons. The record is from RefSeq and is a predicted model, not a curated record. Lineage: Eukaryota; Fungi; Ascomycota; Sordariomycetes; Glomerellales; Glomerellaceae.